CAACCACCACCAUGAAGAUCACAGUAAAGACAACCCAGCAGAAGGUCUUCCAGAUCGAUGUCGAGGGUCCCGAGACCGUCGGCGUGCUCAAGCAGAAGAUCUCGGACGCGCAUGGCCACCCAGUCGCGUCCCAGAAGAUAAUUUACUCCGGUAAGAUCUUGCCCGACGACAAGACUAUCGAGUCGUGUGGGAUCAAGGAGAAGGACUUCCUCGUGCUCAUGGUAUCAAAGCCCAAACCUACUCCCGCGCCAGCACCCGCGGCCGCUGCACCCUCCACUUCUACUCCUGCUGCUGCACCCGCCUCAACACCCGCUCAAUCGACGCCGGCACCUGCUGCCGCACCCGCGGCUGCACCUGCGCCUCAGGCUGCCACCCCCGCUGCAAACGCACCUGCCUUCGGCGAUAUGAGCUCGUUCGUGACGGGUAAUGUCCUCCAGGAAACUGUCAACAACAUGACCGAAAUGGGCUUCCCCCGCGAACAAGUGCUACGUGCCCUCAGGGCAAGCUUCAACAACCCCGAUCGCGCAGUGGAGUACUUGAUGAACGGUAUCCCCGCACACCUUGAGGCCGAAGCCGCCGGCCCCGCUCGCGCUGCUCAGCCAGCACAGCCAGUAGCAGGCAAUGCACCCGCUGCUGCCGCACCUGCCGCUGCCCCCACCUCUAACGCGCCACAAAACCUCUUCCAGCUCGCCCAGCAACAGCAGCAAAGUCAAGCCGCAGGUGCUGGUGCAGGCGCGGGUGCCGGUCUCGGUGCCGGUGCCGGAGCCGCCGCACCAGGACUGGACCUCGCCGCGCUGCAGAGCAACCCGCAGAUCGCGCAGCUGCGUGAGCUUGUGCAACAAAACCCAGCGCUUGUGCAGCCUCUCGUCCAGCAGCUUGCGCAAUCCAACCCUGCGAUUGCCCAGGCGAUCAUUCAGCAUCCUGAGGCUAUCAUGCAGCUGUUGGGUGUCGACGGUGAUGACUUUGACGGCGACGAUGACAUGAACCCGCCGCCGGGUACUCACGUUAUGCACGUUACGGAGGAGGAACAGGCCGCGAUCCAAAGACUGGAGGCUAUGGGCUUCCCCCGUCAGAAGGUUAUCGAGGCAUACUUUGCCUGCGACAAGAACGAGGAGCUGGCGGCGAAUUAUCUAUUCGACAAUGGGUUCGAGGAUGAUGACUAGUUGAUUAGCUGUAGGGAACUUGUAUGUAUAACCGCGAGUGUAUUGUUGAUAAACGCCAGCUGUACCAUACACCGUUGAACCUCAUCUUGCGUGAUUAUGAUCCGUCUAUAUCGCCAGCAACCCAACGAGUUUGGUUCUACUGACUGCUAAACGAAGGGUAUGCUCAAUGAUAGCGACGGCAUGUAUAUAUACAAGACAACAAAGCGCAGAUGAUAGAUAGACAGUGAACCGCGGAGAAUAGAUAGACAAUAGAGCACAUCGAAAGCAGAUGAUAGCAGACAUUCACAAGCGAUGAGCAAACGCAAGAGUUUUCGGUCAGUCAAGCCUCAACUCGACUCGCACUUGUAGCACCUCCGCAUCCAGCUCAGCUGAACCAUGAUGCAAAUUUUCCUCAACCACAUCCCGCAUCCCUCACCCGAUCCAAUCCAAU
This is a messenger RNA of Schizophyllum commune H4-8, 1593 nucleotides long. Its product is annotated as UV excision repair protein Rad23. Lineage: Eukaryota; Fungi; Basidiomycota; Agaricomycetes; Agaricales; Schizophyllaceae. The record is from RefSeq and is a predicted model, not a curated record. The transcript has 6 exons. Gene Ontology annotation, biological process: proteasome-mediated ubiquitin-dependent protein catabolic process; nucleotide-excision repair. Gene Ontology annotation, cellular component: nucleoplasm; cytosol. Gene Ontology annotation, molecular function: ubiquitin binding; proteasome binding; damaged DNA binding. Bases 12 to 1163 code for a protein of 383 amino acids.